UUGGGCACAUUGGCAUAGGCAUCGCAAUCGCAACACAACUCACAAGCCCAAAAAUGGCAGACGCCGGCGAAAAAUUAAGCAAAAAGUGACGAUGGCCUUGAGAGCACUUUGCCAGACACUAGGACGGCACAGUUCCUUGGUACUGCCAAUGGUUCCUUCUGCUAGCACAUGUCACAUAUGUAAACCCAGGACAUUGGCGGCUUCUGCCCGUGCGAGUGAGCUGAAGCGAAGGCUAAAGGCAGAGCAGAAGGCAAAGGAGAAAGCAGAGAAGGCUGAGGCCCUGAAAGCUGCUGCCUCAACUGCCAACAAUGUUGCAUCUGAUGAUAAAGAUGAGGAGACGAUGGAUCCCAAUGAGUUCUUCCGAAUCCGGUCAGCAAUGGUGGCGCAGUUGCGCGAGGCUGGUGAAGAUCCAUACCCUCACAAGUUUAGUGUGUCCAUCUCCCUGGUCGAGUUUGUUGAGCGCUACAGUGGCCUGCAGGCAGGUCAGGUGCUGACAGAGGAGCGGCUCUCAGUGGCAGGCCGGGUGCACGCAAAGCGCCAAUCUGGCACCAAGCUCAUAUUCUACGACCUGCGUGGCGAGGGCACGAAGAUCCAAGUCAUGGCCAAUGCUUCGUAUUAUAGUUCAGAAGAAGCAUUUGCCAAAGUCAAUGCCAAACUCAGGAGAGGUGACAUCCUUGGUUGUGUUGGCCACCCAGGUAAGACAAAGAAAGGUGAACUGAGUAUUGUACCAGUGGAGAUGGUACUUCUUGCUCCUUGCUUACACAUGCUGCCCCACCUACACUUUGGGCUCAAGGACAAGGAAACCCGAUUUCGGCAACGAUAUCUGGACCUCAUUCUUAAUGAGAGCACUCGGCAAAAAUUCAUCACACGUUCCAAAGUGGUCAACUACAUACGCAAGUUUUUUGACAGCAUGGGCUUUCUUGAGGUUGAGACACCUAUGAUGAACAUGAUUGCGGGGGGUGCCACGGCCAAGCCUUUUAUUACACACCACAAUGAGCUGAACAUGGACCUGUACAUGCGUGUGGCUCCAGAACUCUAUCUCAAGAUGCUGGUUGUUGGUGGUCUAGAUCGUGUGUAUGAGAUAGGCCGGCAAUUCCGCAAUGAGGGGAUCGAUCUAACACACAACCCUGAGUUCACCACGUGCGAGUUCUACAUGGCAUACGCAGAUUAUAAUGACCUCAUGACAAUUACAGAAUCCCUCGUGUCAGGCAUGGUGAAGUUUUUGACUGGCUCAUACAAGAUCACCUACCACCCGGAAGGAGCCGAUGGGCCUGCCCUGGAGAUUGACUUUACACCUCCCUUCCGAAGGGUUCGCAUGCUUCCAGGCCUGGAGAAAGCUUUAGGCACCAAACUUCCUGAUCCAGAAAAGAUAGCUACACCUGAGUCCGUGGCCCUGUUGUCUGACUUGUGUGUCAAACACGAAGUGGAGUGUCCACCACCCAGGACAGCAGCUCGGCUUCUGGAUAAGCUAGUUGGCCACUUCCUGGAGGAGCAGUUUGUCAAUCCUACUUUCCUCUGUGAUCACCCAGAGAUCAUGAGCCCCCUGUCAAAAUGGCAUCGCAGCAUCCGUGGCCUGACGGAGCGUUUUGAGCUGUUUAUUGCGCGCAAAGAAGUGGUUAAUGCGUAUACAGAGUUGAAUGACCCAUUGGUUCAGAGGCAACGUUUUGAGCAACAAGCCAAGGAUAAAGCAGCUGGAGAUGACGAAGCCCAGUUGGUGGACGAGAACUUCUGCACUGCCUUGGAGCAUGGGCUGCCACCCACUGGGGGUUGGGGCAUGGGCAUCGACCGAAUGGUCAUGUUCCUCACUGAUUCAAACAACAUCAAGGCAUUGCUGCUGUUUCCAGCUAUGAAGCCAGAUGACCCUCACAAGCACCGUCAUGAGGAAGGGGCUGAAGCUGCCAGUACAACUGGAAAAUAGACCCAGCCGAACCUGUCAUACUGCUGCUGAUGAAGAGUUUUGUACAACAGCUGCUUUUCACAUGUACAAGGUCUCGCCGCUCAAGUUUUACCCCCUGUAUACAUGAAUGGGACUUGACUCGAAGCUCACCCUCAACUUUGCUGAGUAGAGAACAGCUCCCCACAUCGACUGAAAUAGACAUCGUUCUUGAAUAAUGCUCCUUGGUAGUUCCUACAACAAGUCAUUCAGAAGCACCAUUCCACUCUGACGCAUUUGAGUAGAUGCUGAUUGUGCCUAAUUACGAUAGCUUGAGAAUUGCCUGGGAGUGUUAUCAUGGUGCAGUGUCCAUUUCAGUAGAGGGUUGGCGCUGCCCUGUACUUUGUGGAGUUGAGAUGAAGUGCUGAACAGAGGGGAGCGUUCUGGAAUGCGAGGAUGAAGUUGGCUUACAUGUUUUCAGUGGAGUAUGAAAAUAUAACUUAUCUGAGAACUG
Molecule: messenger RNA, 2387 nt
Organism: Dermacentor silvarum
Lineage: Eukaryota; Metazoa; Arthropoda; Arachnida; Ixodida; Ixodidae
Gene: LysRS
Product: lysine--tRNA ligase-like
Exons: 14
Coding region: 92-1918 (608 amino acids)
Biological process (GO): lysyl-tRNA aminoacylation
Cellular component (GO): cytoplasm; aminoacyl-tRNA synthetase multienzyme complex; mitochondrion
Molecular function (GO): tRNA binding; lysine-tRNA ligase activity; ATP binding
Source: RefSeq, a predicted model, not a curated record